Atta colombica is the source of this 1187-nucleotide messenger RNA. RefSeq names its product peroxiredoxin (gene Tpx-3). Gene Ontology annotation, biological process: response to oxidative stress; cell redox homeostasis; hydrogen peroxide catabolic process. Gene Ontology annotation, molecular function: thioredoxin peroxidase activity. Bases 162 to 890 code for a protein of 242 amino acids. The transcript has 3 exons. NCBI's taxonomy places the organism in Eukaryota, Metazoa, Arthropoda, Insecta, Hymenoptera, Formicidae. Gene Ontology annotation, cellular component: cytosol; mitochondrion. The record is from RefSeq and is a predicted model, not a curated record.
UCAAAGUGUCAUAACCUUUUUAUUCCGGUUGCUGGCGUAUACUGGUUUGUUGCUGAGGGGAAUUGGCGAAAUUUCUUGCAUCUAGUUUUCGGUUCUACGAUUCUGCGAGUUUUACAACAAUUGCACAGCAGCAAAUUUAAAGUGUAUUAUCUAUUCUCACAAUGUUUCGAUUACUUGCUUCGCUGCGUGCCCAAAGUGGAACCUUGAUUGCCACUGCAACUAGUUCUUUGAUGAGAACUGACAACACAUUAUUGGCAAAAAGUGUCCGUAAUUUGACAGUGAGUUCAAAAUUAUUCAGCGAUGGACCGCAAAUCCAGAAACCUGCUCCGGAUUUCUCUGGUACUGCAGUAGUUAAAGGUGAUUUCAAGGAAAUCAAGUUGAGUGACUACAAAGGGAAAUACGUUGUUUUAUUUUUCUACCCGUUAGAUUUUACGUUUGUUUGUCCGACAGAGAUAAUUGCAUUUAGUGAAAAGAUCUCAGAAUUUGAAGCCUUGAAUACACAAGUGAUCGGAGUGUCUACAGAUUCGCACUUUAGCCACUUGGCAUGGAUUAAUACUCCAAGGAAACAAGGUGGUCUUGGAGGAGAUUUAGGUUAUCCUCUUUUGAGCGAUUUCAACAAGACUGUAUCAACCAAAUACAACGUUUUGUUACAAGAUUCAGGAAUUGCUCUUAGAGGUCUUUUCAUUAUAGACAGGGAAGGAAUUCUUCGACAGUUUUGCGUCAAUGAUCUUCCGGUUGGCAGAAGUGUCGAAGAGACAUUGAGAUUGAUUAAAGCUUUCCAGUUUGUUGAGAAGCAUGGUGAAGUAUGUCCUGCAAAUUGGCAGCCAGAUUCCAAAACCAUUAAACCAAAUCCAAAAGAUAGCAAACAAUAUUUUGAAUCGGUUAAUUAAGCAUUAGGAGGAUUUGUGCAGGGAAUAUAUAUAAAUAUAUAUAACAUAAUAGAUUAUUAUAUAAUAUAAUACAGUUAAUAGAUAAAAACUUAAUGUAAUAUAAUUCUAAUUCAAUAAGCUUAAUUUUAUAAUAUGUCAUAUUUAUAUGCUCCUUUCAUAUGUACAUUACACUAUACUUAUUUGUGUGAUUUUAUAUAAAAUCUUAAAAGUGGAUAAUAAGAUAAAUGUGUGAGUACAUGUCUACUUGAAUAUAGAUAAAUUUAAUAUAUAGGAGGGGAAAAAAGAUUGUUAAUCUGA